AUGGCUGGCUCCAUCGCGCAGCUCUCCCACUCCCUGGCCUCCGUGUCAUUGGGCUCGGCCACAUCCUGCUCCUUCGCAGGGUUGAGGGCGAACAAGCCCGCUGCCUCAGUCUCCCUCGUUGCCUCCAGGACGUCGCCAGCGGUGGCUGCUCCCUCCCGCCUGGCCGUGAGAUGCGCUCGUGUGGCCGGAGUGGAAAUCCCGAACUCGAAGCGUGUGGAGACGUCGCUGACGUACAUCCACGGCGUGGGCAAGACGACGGCGCGGCAGGUGCUGCUGGACGUGGGCCUCGAGAACAAGCUCACUCGCGACCUGUCGGAGGAGGAGCUCACGCGCCUCAGAGAUGAAGUCUCCAAGUACAUGACCGAGGGCGACCUGAGGCGGUUCAAUCUGAUGGCGGUGAAGCGGCUGAAGGACAUCAUGUGCUACCGCGGCAGGAGGCACAUCGCCAACCUGCCCUGCCGCGGCCAGCACACCAAGUGCAACGCCCGCACACGCCGCGGCAAGAAGGUCACGGUCGCUGGCAAGAAGAAGUAA
This is a messenger RNA of Closterium sp. NIES-65, 534 nucleotides long. The record is from the annotation of a GenBank genome assembly. Lineage: Eukaryota; Viridiplantae; Streptophyta; Zygnematophyceae; Desmidiales; Closteriaceae.